CGACGAAGAAGCAGAAGAAGAACGAGCACCCGCGACGGUCACCGUUACAGUCGCAGCCGAAACAUGGCGUCGCAGCAAGAAUCUCUUCAGGAAGCCCGGGAGGAGCACGAGGCCGCCCACGAACGCCCCGUCCUAGAGGUGACUCCUGACAGGACUGAACUGAGGGCUGUUGGCAGUGCUGUCAUCAAACCAGCGUCGGAGCCUUGCCGGCAGCAAUUUGGUGCACCGGCACCCAUCAACACUCCCUCUCCGAGCUCGUGGAUUCCGUGCAUGCCACGGACCUGUUCGACUGCACGUACCCAACACGAAGUCGGGCAUUGCAGCGAAACACAGCACUCCUCCCCUUCUGUCGGCAGCUCUUUGCCAUGUGGCAGGCUCGGUGAGGUUUUUUAA
Messenger RNA from Dermacentor silvarum, 393 nucleotides. RefSeq lists its product as uncharacterized. The record is from RefSeq and is a predicted model, not a curated record. NCBI's taxonomy places the organism in Eukaryota, Metazoa, Arthropoda, Arachnida, Ixodida, Ixodidae. The transcript has 4 exons. Bases 64 to 393 code for a protein of 109 amino acids.